Ceratina calcarata is the source of this 1149-nucleotide messenger RNA. Its product is annotated as THAP domain-containing protein 6-like. The coding region runs from base 272 to 1138 and encodes 288 amino acids. Gene Ontology annotation, molecular function: sequence-specific DNA binding. NCBI's taxonomy places the organism in Eukaryota, Metazoa, Arthropoda, Insecta, Hymenoptera, Apidae. The transcript is spliced from 4 exons. The record is from RefSeq and is a predicted model, not a curated record.
UUAAUAAUUAAUAUCGACCGCAGAGACAUCUGACGAAAUAUAUCCUCACCGAGGAGGUGCAAGGUGCAACCGGUGCAAUUGCAAUCCUCCUGAAUCCUCCUAUUCUUUUGUCCUACGACAUAUUCAGACAUAUUCGAGUGAUCUCAGUGAUCUUGCCCGGGAACUUCGUAGAAGUUUGUAGAAGUUCUAUGGCAGAACUUCGUGGAGUGGAAUGAAAAUUAUUAAUAACGUCUCUUGCUAUGCCAUUGUUUUGUGAGCAUUUUAUUUAAAAAUGGGCUUGUACUGUAUUGUAAAUGAUUGCAAAUCAACCCAAUACAGACGUGUAAACGAGGAAAAUGAAGUAAAUGUACCCUUAUUCAAUAGAUUCCCAACUGAUACACUCCUUAGAGAGAAAUGGGUUGAAGCUCUUAGGACAUUAAAUAAUCAAGAAAAUGCAAGCAAUCGUGCACAAGCUGGCAAAGUAUGUGCUAUGCAUUUUUCUAAUGAGUGCAUUGAAAGGCGUGGUUCUUCACAAUAUCGCUUAAAACCAAAUUCAGUGCCAUCAAUAUUUCCACGUAAUAACAGUACUCAUUCACAUUUAACAGAUGUAUCGAAUAUGGAACCCACACUUGAGGACUGUGCAACUGAGCAAGCAAGCACGAGCACGUCAUUGAUGCCGGCACACUUUUGUGAAUUUAAAUGUGAAUUCAUUAAGGAAGAAGUCAUGGAUUCUGAGGCAGAGAAAAGUGUAGAUGAAUAUUUAAUUGGAAUAAAUAAUGAUGUUUCAGAAACAGACGAACACACUGGAAAUGCAAUUUAUGCUACCCCUCAGAAAUCAAUUAGAUAUCCUGGAGAUAUUUCUACUCUAAAAGUAGAAAACAUGACACCAGCAACAUUACGCAAAUGCGUGCGUGUUUUAAAGAAAUCAUGCGAAAAGAAAAGUGAAGUAAUUAAAAAAUUGAGGACUCAAACGCGUAGGCAAAAAAAGAGAAUUGCUAGCCUAAAGAUCCUACUACAUGAAUUGCGAAACAAGUAUAACCUUCGCGUACAGUAUUCCUCAGCACACAAACCCUUGCUUCAUUGCAACGAAGACAAAUCAUCCGCUGACGGAAAUUAUAAUCCGACAGAUACAACUAGCGUCCUCACUAUUUCGUCAUAAAAAAAAAAAAU